Messenger RNA from Acromyrmex echinatior (Panamanian leafcutter ant), 752 nucleotides. RefSeq lists its product as uncharacterized. The record is from RefSeq and is a predicted model, not a curated record. NCBI's taxonomy places the organism in Eukaryota, Metazoa, Arthropoda, Insecta, Hymenoptera, Formicidae. Gene Ontology annotation, molecular function: DNA binding.
UAGAGGACAACGAGAGCAAUUCAGACAAUAACAUGAUUGCAAAUGAGGACGUAAUUAAAAAGACAGAUUUUAUUCCAACUCGACUUUAUAUACGUAAACAUUACACAAAAUUAUCAAAGAGUAAUGCUGCAAAAUGCAACAAUUGUAAUGAAAAAUUCAAUAUACCUAAUAAUAGAUUAGCUAUUUUACAUGAACAUUUGAUGAAGAGACAUCCAGACAUAUUAUCAGAAGAAGAGAAGAAAGUAGAUAAAUUCGAUUGGUCUUGGGAUUAUUUUAUCGCAAAAAGCGAUAGAGAGGCAACAUGCAAAAUAUGUGACUCAACAAUUAAGUACCAUACAGUAACUGAACUCAAGAGGCAUUUAAAACAUGUUCACAAGAUAUUAGGUCCAAAUUCAAAUCCUGUAGAUAACGAGAGCAAUCUAGAUAAUGAUACGAGUACAAAUGAGGAUAUAUAACUCCAAAGACAGACAUUUUUAUCUCAGAUGUCGUCUUUGAAUACGUUACACAAAAUUGACAAGUAGAAAUGAGGCAAGAUGCAAGAUUAUUGUAAUGCAAGAUUUAAUAUACGUAUUAGAUCCUUAGCUAUUUUACAUAAGCACUUCGUGAAGGCACAUCCAGACAUAUUAUCAGAAGAAGAGAAAAAAGAAGAUAAAUUUUAUUGGACUUGGGAUUAUUUUAUUGCAAAAAGCGAUACAGAGACAACAUGUAUACUAUGUAAUGCAACAAUUGGGUCUAAACUUACAAGUCGUUUA